Molecule: messenger RNA, 2679 nt
Organism: Macadamia integrifolia
Lineage: Eukaryota; Viridiplantae; Streptophyta; Magnoliopsida; Proteales; Proteaceae
Product: cryptochrome-1-like
Exons: 5
Coding region: 333-2324 (663 amino acids)
Biological process (GO): entrainment of circadian clock by photoperiod; blue light signaling pathway; circadian regulation of gene expression
Cellular component (GO): nucleus; cytoplasm
Molecular function (GO): blue light photoreceptor activity; DNA binding; FAD binding
Source: RefSeq, a predicted model, not a curated record
CACGAGAGACAAUGAAAGUUUUAGAGGAGAAAAUUAAAAAGAAGUAAAUACUGGGUAAGAGGGGAAACUUCUCCAAAUUGCCAUAGAUUCAAAGAAUGUGGGAGAAACAGGGAGAAGAGCAAUAAAAGAAGUAGAGGAUAAGAAUAUAAAGAAAAAUACCAAUCUUCAUGGAUACCCUCUUAGCCCCCAUCUAAGUAUAUGAUUUAAAUGAUGUGACGCAAUUGGGUCUUCUUUGUUUCUUCCAUUUUUGGGAGAGAAUGGGGGAGAGACAGUAUCUGUUUCUCCUUUAGAGAUAGCGGUGUGUUUUGGGCUUAGGUUGAGUUGUUGGAGAGAUGUCAAGAGGUGGUUGCAGCAUAGUUUGGUUUAGGAGAGAUCUGAGAGUUGAAGACAACCCUGCACUUGCUGCUGGUGUGAGGGCAGGAGCUGUGAUUGCAGUCUUCAUAUGGGCACCAGAGGAGGAGGGUGCUUUCUACCCUGGUAGGGUCUCAAGAUGGUGGCUGAAGCAGAGCUUGGCUCAUCUUGAUGCCUCCUUGAGGAGCCUAGGUACUUCUCUUGUCACCAAGAGGUCUACUGAUAGCGUUUCCUCUCUUAUUGAGGUUGUGAAAUCUACCGGUGCCACUCAUAUCUUCUUCAACCACUUGUAUGAUCCCAUUUCACUUGUAAGGGACCACAGGACAAAGGAGCUCCUCACUGCUCAAGGCAUAGUUGUACGUUCCUUUAAUGCAGAUCUACUCUAUGAACCAUGGGAAAUUAAUGACGCACAAGGUCACCCAUUCACAACCUUCUCAGCCUUCUGGAACAGGUGCCUUAGCAUGCCUUAUGAUCCAGCGGCUCCACUGCUUCCACCAAAGAGGAUAACUUCAGGUGAUGUAUCAAGGUGUCGUUCUGAAGAAUUGGUAUUUGAAGAUGAAUCUGAGAAGGGAAGCAAUGCACUUCUUGCAAGAGCAUGGUCACCAGGCUGGAGUAGUGCAGACAAGGCUCUAACAGCCUUCAUCAAUGGACCCUUGAUUGAGUACUCUGUGAAUCGUAAAAAAGCUGAUAGUGCAACAACCUCAUUGUUAUCUCCCCAAUUGCAUUUUGGGGAGUUAAGUGUUCGCAAAGUCUUCCAUUUAGUCCGCAUGAAGCAGGUUCUAUGGGCCAAUGAGGGAAACAUAGCAGGUGAAGAGAGUGUGAACUUAUUCCUCAAGUCUAUUGGUCUUAGAGAGUAUUCCAGAUAUAUGAGUUUUAACCACCCUUAUAGCCAUGAAAAGCCUCUCCUUGCACACCUAAAGUUCUUUUCGUGGAUAGUUGAUGAGGGUUAUUUUAAGGCAUGGCGGCAAGGUCGAACUGGUUAUCCAUUAGUUGAUGCUGGGAUGAGAGAGCUCUGGGCUACUGGUUGGCUACAUGACAGGAUAAGAGUUGUGGUUUCCAGUUUCUUUGUGAAGGUUCUGCAACUGCCAUGGAGAUGGGGGAUGAAGUAUUUCUGGGAUACCCUAUUGGAUGCAGAUUUGGAAAGCGAUGUUCUGGGUUGGCAAUAUAUUUCUGGGACCCUUCCUGAUGGUCGUGAGUUUGACCGCAUAGAUAAUCCCCAGAUUGAAGGUUACAAAUUCGACCCAAAUGGAGAAUAUGUAAGAAGGUGGCUUCCUGAACUUGCUAGGCUACCAACUGAAUGGAUUCACCAUCCAUGGGAUGCACCAGAACCUGUACUUCAAGCUGCUGGUGUUGAACUGGGAUCAAAUUACCCUCUCCCCAUAGUGGGAAUAGAUGCAGCAAAAGCCAGGUUGCAGGAAGCUCUUUCACAGAUGUGGCAACAAGAAGCAGCUUCAAGAGCUGCAAUUGAGAAUGGAACAGAGGAAGGGCUGGGAGACUCUACUGAAUCAGCCUCAUUUGCCUUUCCCCAAGACGUACAAAUGGAGGUAGAGCAUGAACAACCAGUCAGGAAUAACCCAGCUCAUCGAUAUGAGGAUCAAAUGGUUCCUAGUUUUACUUCUUCACUACGAAGGGUUGAUGAAGAAGAAGCUUCUGGUGAUCUCAGACGCUCAAAUGAAGAUAGCAGAGCAGAAGUACCAAGAAGCAUAAAUCUGGGUCCAGAACUUCAGAGAGAAGCAGAAGCACCAAACCAAGGGGGUUUGCCAACAAUUAGAAACAAUAAUAUUCUACCACGGUUGCUAAAUGCAGAAGACUCUACAGCAGAAUCCUCUAGUAGUGGUAGAAGAGAGAGAGAUUGUGGUAUUGUUCCAGUUUGGUCUCCCUCAGCUUCUACCUACUCAGACCAGUUUGUGGGUGAACAAAAUGGCUAUUUGCAGAGACAUCCACAGUCACACCAACUGAUGAAUUGGACGUAGCUUUCAAAACCUGGGACAGGACAAGAAUCUGGGAGAAUAUACAUUUCCGUGCCAUUUCAUGUGGUUGGCUAACUGUGAUGAUGGAGCAGCCCCUAUGUAUAUUGUUCUCCAUCUCUUUUCACUAAAUGAUCUGAUCUACAGCCUCACUUCAAAGCUUUUGAAAUGCAGAAUCAGUCCUCCCCCCCCCCCCCCCCGGCCCAACUCUCUCUUGUUCUUAAUUUCCUUUUCAUACCAUAUGUAGAUAGUAAUUACCAUCUUCUUCAUAAGGUGAGUAAAGUGUUAUGAAAUAGAUGAAUUCUAUAAUAAACCCAGGUGGGUGUUUUUUCCCCUUUUACUAAGGUCAUAAUUUGAUCCA